CUUACACUCAAGUGGAGUUGCGAUUACGAGUUGUUGGCUCGUACUCAAACGUACAGUAGUUGCUUGUGUAGUGUAGUUUCUUUGCUAUGUAGAACAAUGUAAAGGCAUAUAAUUUGCAUGCAUACGAAAAAAGUUUUACGAACAUAACGGAAUCCUAAUUUCAUUUUUAACGCUUGAGAAGGCAUUGUAGCAGUAAAUAAACGAACGAAAACGAAGCUUAGCGGUAAAUUGUAGCAAGUUAAAUAAUAACUGGAACACAUUUUGUUGUAGCAUACAUUUGGGUGCGAAUAACUCCAUUAAUUUAAAAGUCGUUGACAGAACAAAGAUAAACAUAAGCAACAACAAAUCGACGGAAAGGAAGACGAACAAGAGAAAGCAAGAACAACUCGUGCACGCGACAAAGCGUUUGCUGGGAAAAAAUUGACGCGAGAUCAGCGGUGUCUCAUAUACCAAGAUUAAGUGUGCGCCAUUUCGGAAACACGCAAAGCCUGAUUUUCGACGCUGAUUAGAGGCAGAAGCAAAGUGAUUGCCGGGGCAAACGAGCAUUAGGCACUCCGGGCAGUUAGCGGAGUACAUAAAGCAGCAGCAGAAACAGCAAUUGGGGAGAAUCAACCGAAAUAAUAACGGUCCCGUUGACGUGUGUUGCAAGUGCGAAGACAAAAACAAAUCGGGAAAACCGACUGGGAAAAGUACUAAAUUAACUUGGCGCGUGUGAAAAGUUAUAGCAAGUUGCUGUAACAAUUACAAAAACAAUUGUGUAAAAAAACAAAAAAAUAAAAACUUGAACAAAAACAAAAAGUGAACUUGCAACAAAAGCGUUUGUGAGACUAAGUGUGUGAAGUGAAUAUUGCAGAAAUAAGCGUCCUGCUUCAGCUCUAAAUAUUGUGUACGAGUGUGUGCUUUUGCGUCCCUCACGUGUCAGCACGAAAGGAUAAUUGACAGCGUUACACUACGCGAAUUCCAACUUAAUUUCGGUGAAAUUUGUUUACUCGCAGUGCGCUAAAAUAACAGCAGAGCUUUAAAGUCAGUAUAAAUAGAGAGUAGUGCUUCGUCUCAGCAGCAUAUCAACGCCGUUAGCGUCGCUCUCAAUGAUGUGGCACGAACAGCAGCGAUACCAUCAGCAGCCGCAACGCAGCAUGCGGCGCCCGCGUUCGCCUUUGGCGCGUUACUGGCCGCUGGCCAUUAUUUUGUUGCUGCAAUUAUUGCUUGCCACCGACAAAGUGGACGCCAUCGACUUGAGUCGCCUCUACGGGCAUAUGGCCAACAACAUACAGAAGCGAAGCGAUGCCUGUCAUCCAUAUGAGCCGUUCAAGUGUCCGGGUGAUGGUAAUUGCAUUUCGAUUCAAUAUUUAUGCGAUGGUGCGCCCGAUUGCUCCGAUGGCUAUGACGAGGACAUGCGACUCUGUACGGCAGCUAAACGCCCACCUGUUGAGGAGACCGCCUCCUUCCUGCAAAGUCUAAUCGCCUCGCAUGGUCCCAAUUACUUGGAGAAGCUGUUCGGCAGUAAGGCUCGCGACGCACUCGCUCCGUUAGGUGGCGUGGAGAAGGUUGCCAUAGCCCUGAGCGAAUCACAGACGAUUGAAGAUUUUGGCGCCGCAUUGCAUUUGAUGAGAUCCGACUUGGAGCACUUACGAUCCGUUUUCAUGGCUGUUGAAAAUGGCGAUCUCGGCAUGUUGAAGUCGCUCGGCAUCAAAGACUCCGAACUGGGCGAUGUGAAGUUCUUUUUGGAGAAAUUAGUCAACACCGGCUUCCUAGACUGAGUGGCGCCAGAUCCCGCUUCUGGAUUUUAUUAUGCACACGCACAACCCAUUAACCCCAAUUUUUACUCGUACUUGGGCACACCCUAUGACAACUACAACUACUAAAUACGAACACGUAUUUGGCCGACGUAGGUGAAAUAGGGAGACGCCUUAUUUACGAAUAAAAAGCACACACACACAAAAGCAGACAUACACACCAACAACAACAACAAAUAGAAACGCAGAUACAUUGAUGCAGUGAUAUAACAAAAAUAGCAAAAAACACAUGAAAAAGUAGUUGGAACAUAAUUCUUUCUCAAAUCUUAAAGUGAAGGAACAAAUUACAGUCAAAUCUUCAAGUUUCUUUCCAUUUUCUACACACAUUAUUUUUGUUGGACUUUAAUUUGUUUACCGAGGUUUCGUUUUGACGUGUGUUUGCAGAAUUUUUAUAGAAAAAAAUCAAAGUAAAAAUCACAAAAAAAUUGCAAAAAAUCAUAUGAGACCAAAAAAAUCGAUUGUGUUUAGAAAAUAUAUAUAACUGAAAAUAGACUUAGGCAGGCGAAAGCGCGGGGCAGGUGUAAAAGCGGCGGCGAAGUAGAAUUAAAAUGCGACAAUUGCAUAGUUCCAAGCAACCAAUAGAAGCUUUGUAUGGGUGAGUAGUUGAUGCGUCUUUGCGGGCAGUGCGUACUUCCGGGGAUUCCAUGAGCGAAUGCAAAUUACAACAAACAUAAUAUUAUAACUGGUUUUACUGCUACCAACUACGCUUUGUUUGUAUGCUUUCUUUGCGCACUUUUUGCUUUACUCACUAGCUAAACGUUGCUUUCUAUUCGACUCCGAGUCAAGGCGCUAUUUUGAAAACUUAAAUUUUUGAGAAAAGAAUAGUGUACAUUAAAAAAAUAACAACAACAAACAAAAGUAUGAAAUAGUCAAUGGUUUUCAGUGGUAUCUCAAUGUGUACAUUCCAAUUCAAUCAUAUUAAUAAUAAAAUGUGGAAGCAGGAUCGACAUGAACAAUGAAAAAACAAAACAAAUGAAGAAGCUAAGAAAAAAAAUGCGAUAAAAUUGAGUAAUUACUAUGAAAUAUAAACUAAAUGGCGCAAACAAAAUGCAAUGUAUAUGUUGGAAGAUAGAAGAGUGCAAAACACAGGCAAUGCAGCAAAAAAAAAUUAAAAUAAAAUAAAUAAAAUAGUAGAAGUUUCUGAAAAUUUUUGAAAACUAAAGCAAAAAAACGAAACACAUAAAUAGUGCAACUAAAAUUGCAAAAAAAUACUGUUGUACUCGAAAAAAAAUAUAAAAAUACAAAACUUAAAAAAAAAUUAUAUAAAAAAUAAAAAAAAUCUUUAAAAAUCUCUUCAUCCACUUAUGAGCAUGACUAAUGCCGUAGUACAAUUAGCAUGUAUGUAUCUCACAAUGGCUAUCAGUAUAUACCUUCCAGCUAAAAACAAAAACAAAAAACAAACACUUAAAACUACGAAAAUAUAUUUAAAUUUUUUUUUUAUUAGAAAACAAAUAGCUGUAAAUUUUUGAAAUUUUUUUUGUGACAAAAAAUCCGCUCUAAAGUGUGUAGCUUAAAAAAAAGGCAUGACUGCGCCACAAAAAAUAUAUUCUAAUUAAGUAACUGUAUUUUCAAAUCAUUUACAUAACAAAGUGUGCAACCUUUUCUCUUAUAAUUAGCAUUAGGGUGGCGAAAAAGUAUAGACAAAUAUUUGACUAGACACUAUAAGCCAGUAAAGUAGGUAUACUAACUGAAUUUAUGGUAAACUAAAACAUAUCUGCAUGUAUUCAAAAUUAGAAAAAGUAGUUUUAGCGACAAAAAAAAAAAUACGAAAAAACCACAACAACCCUAGCAAGCCCUGCAGCUAUUUAAAAACCCCGGUUUUCGAAAUGAAAAAUUAUUAAAAUAAAGCAAAUAAGUUUAUAAAAAAAUAUUUCUUGUUAAAACACACACAUACAUAUCAAAUUUAGCAUAUAAAUCAUACUUUCCCAAGCAUAAUGGCAUUUCAAUAUGCUUUCGAGAGCGAUUAGUGCGCGUAUCUAUGAGAACUCAGCAGAAAAUAAUAAAAAAAAAUAUUGCAAAUAAAUCUUGAAAACUUAAGUCCCACAAACAACGCAGGAAAUUACAAAAUGUAGCAAAAAAUUAUAAAAAAAGCAACCCUGACUUGACGCGUGAAAAAGUUCACAAAAAAUAUUAUAAAAAUUUCAAAAUUAUGUACUUUAGUAUGCGUUCACAUAAGCACGCUUGAAAUACUUGAAGGAAAUGCAAAAGCAAAUGUAAUUUGUGCGAAAGAGCGGCAAAAGGCGAACAAGUUGACACUUGAGUGACAGUUCGGCGCUUACGCACGCCGACUGCGCAGAUUCGUGCUUUUACAUAGUUAUACAUUAUAUAGCAUGUAUAUACUGCAUAUUUACAUAUGUAUAUAAGCAUACAUGCAUACAUAUGUGCAGUUGUUCGCGAAACUAUUUCAUAUCGUAGUUAACGGUUUAUGGUUCGUUAUAAAAUGGCAAAUUUAGAAGUGUAAAGAAAUUAUUAUGCAAAAUAAGCAAGUUUUUCAGCGCUAAUUUUUAUUUCUUAGUAAGUAAUGGCUGUUCUUUAACGAUUUACCGUUUUGUUUUGCGUUAUUUUUUCCUAAAAAAUAUAAUAUUUCUUAUAAAAAAA
This is a messenger RNA of Bactrocera tryoni, 4394 nucleotides long. RefSeq names its product IDLSRF-like peptide. The record is from RefSeq and is a predicted model, not a curated record. NCBI's taxonomy places the organism in Eukaryota, Metazoa, Arthropoda, Insecta, Diptera, Tephritidae. The transcript has 5 exons. Gene Ontology annotation, molecular function: protein binding. Bases 1089 to 1760 code for a protein of 223 amino acids.